AACAAAUACAGUUUACGUUACGCGGCAGCGCUGCUUAAAGUUGACAAAAUUAAAUUCAUUAAAACGGAGGGUUUAACAUUCGCAUUGCUGGCGGGCCCCAUGGGCCAAGCGGCAAGUAUGUGUCGAUUUCGUGGUUGUCGCUACAAAAACAAGAACAAAAACAAUAAACAACAGCAACAGCAGCAACAUCAAACACCUACGCAUAGUCCACAACAACAACAAGUGGAUGAGACAACGGCAACAACAGGCCUGCACUUGCGGAGCAUUGAGGAGCCAGCGUCGACGCCACUGCAGCUAGCGGCUAGAAUGCCCGCGGAGCAGGGGGGCACAGGGUACGGAAUGAGUGAGCAUAGCUUGCUUCUUGCCACACGCACCGGUGUCCCCCUGCCGCUAUCACAGCAACAGCAAUCCCCCGCCCACUAUCAGUACAACAACAGCAGCAACAGUAAUUGCAACAUUAGCGGCAACAACAUUAACGGCAACAACAUCAAUGGCGGCAACAAUCACAUAACUGCCGGCUAUGUUGCAACCACAGCAGCUGCCUACCAACAACAUUCACAACAACAGCACCCACACCAACAUGUGUUGUAUCACCAACAGCAGCAACAAUAUCAGGGGUAUUCCCAUCAUUAUCAUCAGACUUCAUCACCACAGCAUAGUCGACCUUAUGAUCCAGAGCAUGCGCGGAUGGAGGCGUGGAUGGAUGAGAAUCAGGAGUUUGUACAGGAUUAUUUUAUAAGAAAGGCAACUCGUCAGACAGUGGAUGCUUGGCUCGUGUCGCAUGCCACAACCGCUGGCAACGAUGUCAUUAGCAGCACUUCACCCACACAUCCAAAUGGACAGACGAGUAGCUCACGAGGCGGCUCCGGAGCUACAACUCCCGUGCGCAAAAUCUCGGCUCAUGAGUUUGAGCGCGGCGGCCUCUUGAAGCCCAUUGUCAAUACUAUCGAUGGAACACCCACAUUUUUGAGCAUUGCCCCUCAGUUGGAUAACUCGACUGGCAGUUGCAGCAAUUUGCAAAAUGUUGGCGGUGUCGUUGCUGGACAAUAUCAGUAUCAGCCUCAGCAUCAUCAUUAUCAUCACAAUCACAAUCAUCAGCAUUAUCAGCAUAGUCAUUAUCAGGCUGGCGGCGCCGUUGGCAGCAGCAGCAGCAACUGCAGUGCCCCCAUUGGCCCCGGUGGCAAUGCCACAAGUCCCAACAACUCUUAUCCGUAUCCCUAUCAUCAUUGUCAUCAACGGCCACAGCGUCUUUCCCGCAUUGAGCUGAAGCAGCUGGAUGAGAAGGAGCUGAUCUUUGAACUGGUAAAGGACAUUUGCAAUGAGCUGGAAGUGCGCACGUUAUGUCACAAGAUUUUACAGAAUGUUUCCAUAUUGCUGAAUGCGGAUCGGGGUUCAUUGUUUCUGGUGCAGGGACGCUGCAAUGGCGCCGAUGGACUUAAAAAAUGCCUCGUGUCGAAGCUCUUCGAUGUUUGUCCACGCAGCACCGUCGAGGAAAUGGAACAGCAGGAGGAAGUGCGCGUUGCAUGGGGCACCGGCAUUGCGGGGCAUGUGGCAGAGAGCGGGGAGCCGGUCAACAUACCAGAUGCUUACCAGGAUGAGCGUUUCAAUUGUGAAAUUGAUUCGCUGACCGGUUAUCGGACAAAAGCCUUGCUCUGCAUGCCCAUCAAGGAUUCUGGCGGGGAUGUGAUUGGCGUGGCGCAGGUCAUCAACAAAAUGAAUGGCGAAUGCUUCUCAGAAAUCGAUGAAAAGGUCUUUGCUUCGUAUCUGCAGUUCUGCGGCAUCGGAUUACGUAAUGCACAAUUGUUUGAGAAAUCUCAACUGGAAAUUAAACGGAAUCAGGUGCUACUCGACUUGGCCCGCAUGAUAUUCGAGGAGCAGAGCACCAUUGAGCAUAUGGUCUUCCGGAUUCUCACCCACAUGCAGAGUCUCAUUCAAUGUCAACGUGUCCAGAUUUUGCUUGUCCAUGAGGCGGAUAAGGGAAGCUUUUCGCGUGUCUUUGACUUCGAGGCGAACGAUCUGAGCGAGGAGGAGGCCAAUUCAAGGACCAGCCCCUAUGAGUCACGUUUCCCCAUCAACAUUGGCAUCACCGGACAUGUGGCCACCACCGGGGAGACGGUGAAUGUGCCAAAUGCCUAUGAGGAUGAUCGCUUCGAUGCGAGUGUUGAUGAGAAUUCCAGCUUCAAGCAUCGCUCCAUACUCUGCAUGGCCAUUAAGAAUUCGUUGGGUCAGAUCAUUGGCGUUAUACAGCUGAUUAACAAGUUCAAUGAGCUCGAUUUUACCAAAAACGAUGAGAACUUUGUGGAGGCGUUCGCCAUCUUCUGCGGGAUGGGCAUCCAUAAUACGCACAUGUACGAGAAGGCGAUUGUGGCCAUGGCCAAGCAGAGUGUCACCCUGGAGGUGCUCAGCUACCAUGCAUCAGCCACAAUGGAUGAGGCACAUCGGUUGCGCCGCCUGCGCGUUCCCUCAGCGGUACAUUUUCGUCUUCAUGAUUUUAAAUUUGACGACAUACACUUCGAAGAUGAUGAUACGUUAAAGGCCUGUUUGCGCAUGUUUUUGGAUCUCGAUUUUGUGGAACGUUUUCACAUUGAUUACGAAGUGCUUUGCCGUUGGUUGUUGAGCGUCAAGAAGAAUUAUCGCAAUGUGACGUAUCACAACUGGCGACAUGCCUUCAAUGUGGCCCAAAUGAUGUUCGCCAUUUUAACUACCACACAAUGGUGGAAGAUCUUUGGUGAAAUUGAAUGCCUGGCACUCAUCAUUGGCUGCCUGUGCCAUGAUCUCGAUCAUCGGGGGACCAAUAACUCCUUUCAGAUAAAAGCAUCCUCGCCGUUGGCUCAGCUGUAUUCAACAUCUACGAUGGAGCAUCAUCAUUUUGAUCAAUGCUUGAUGAUUCUCAACAGUCCUGGCAAUCAAAUAUUAGCCAAUCUAUCAUCAGAUGAUUAUUGUCGCGUCAUACGCGUCUUGGAGGAUGCUAUACUGUCCACGGAUCUCGCUGUCUAUUUUAAAAAACGUGGCCCUUUCUUGGAGAGCGUGCAGGAACCAUUGAGCUACUGGGUUUCCGAGGAGCCGCGUGCCUUGUUGCGUGCAAUGAGCAUGACUGUCUGUGAUUUGUCGGCGAUUACAAAGCCGUGGGAGAUUGAGAAGCGUGUAGCCGAUUUGGUGAGCUCCGAAUUCUUUGAGCAGGGCGACAUGGAGAAACAGGAACUAAAUAUAACACCAAUUGAUAUCAUGAAUCGUGAGAAGGAGGAUGAACUGCCCAUGAUGCAGGUGAACUUUAUUGAUUCAAUUUGCCUGCCCAUCUAUGAGGCCUUUGCCACGCUCUCGGACAAGCUGGAGCCUCUCGUUGAUGGCGUGCGUGAUAAUCGCGGUCAUUGGAUUGGUAUGGCCGACGAUGUGAAAACCAAAACUAGUCAGGAUGAGCAGCAGCAAAUUGUGAUACCGAAUGGUGACAGCAAACAGGCGACAACUGAUGAUACUGUGGCUGAUGUUGAUGCUGAUGUUGGAGCUGAAGCUGUAACUGUAGCAGAAGCAUGCGUAAAUGGCUUGAAUGUUGUCAAAAGCAUCGCAACUACUAACAACAUUGCCAUCGCUUCUCGUCCCAGCAGCAACCAGCCCAUUGAUGAUGAUGAUGAUAAUGAUGGAGUUGGAGCUGGAGCUGGAGAUGGCAUUGAAACAGAUGUGGCCCAGAUGGAGAACGGGCAUGUGGCCAGAAACAGCAGCAGCAACAGCAGCUGCAUGUCCUCAACCAGUUCGUCCACCGUCUCGAGUCGUCUCUCAACACCACCGCCGACUGGCGAAGAUGACAGCACACCUGUGUCGCCUUCCAAGACGUUGCAGGCAAAACUGGUGGCCGCUAAUCUCAAUGCACUCUCGCAGGGUAAAACGACGAUUGUACAAAGGCAGCGCUGCAAUUGCAUGCAGGUGCGCAAGACGAGUUCCUUGAAGGGGGCACAGGAAUUAAAUGGUUGUGGCAACAAAAAGGAUGUUGCUCUUUGUAAAAGCACGCCUGCCAUUAACCAUCAUAAUAACCAUAGCCACAACCAUAAUCAUCAUCAUCAUCAUCAUCAACAUCACUCGCAUUCGCAUCACAAUCAUCAUCACAAUUACAAUCAGAACCACAUUAUUGGCGGCGGCAUUGGCAGCGCCAGCAUUGGCGGCAGUGGCCUCAUUGCCCUCGGCACGGAAAGUGAUAAAAUACCAAAAAUUGUCGGUAAACUUGGAAACCUCGAUGGUCUAACCUUCACCAAUGGUCACGGUCUGCCAUUCAACUAUCCACAGCAGCAACAGCAUCAUCAUUUGCUGACACGUCGCCACUCGGAGACCAACAACAGCAAUGGACCGCCAACCACAGUCGUGGUUGAUAAGUGAGGGGCCGAUAGUUAAGGCCAAUCUUUUUUGACUGUCAUUCAAUAAUUAAAUAUAUUUUGUACAUAGGCAUAUUUCUCACGCACAUUUUGUAUAUACUUUGUAUCAGUAUCAAUCGUAUUGCAGUACAGUAAAUAUUACAAUUAACAAGUAAAAUAAAAAUAUAUGAAAACAUACCAUAAGCAAAUUGUGGCACAGCAAUUUGAUUACAAACUAAAUAGAACGAUUCCUAUAAACUAUAUAUCUAAAAUAUUGAAAAUGAGUAUGUAAACUUAUAUGUAGUUAUAUUAUGACACUAUAUGCUGUGUGUUUAACUUCAAUUUUAGUUUAGUUUCAAACAUUUACUAUGCUAUCUAAUAAUAUACUAUAAAUAUAUAUAAAUCCCAAAAAAUAUGAGCAAAGAAGUCAAAUUCUCUAGAGACUUAGGCACAAAAUGUACCAAAAUCCAAAAAUGAAACAAGAAAAAAACCCAGGCAAGUUUGUUAAUUGUGGUGGCAUUCUCAACUGCAACAACAUCAACAACAACAAGAACACUGUAAAAGUAUUGUAUUCCUGCUACACUUGAUGAUACUACAUAGUAUAUUUAUAAUAUGCACUGCGGCAGUUAAGUUAAAUUAUCUAUGGGUAGCACAAGUAGCACAACAGCUUAAAUAUGUUUAUAACAUUAAACAAAACAACAAGAAAUAAUUAAUAUAUGCAUAUAUAUGUAUACUAAGCGCUUUGUAUUUUUAUCUGCGGCGCUCUAUUCGAAUUUAAAUAAUUAUAGUUAUUAUAAAAACUAUUGUAAACAUAUGCGAUAAUAAUAUAUAUAAUAUAUACCACAAAUAUAUGUAUGUAUCUAUGUUCUCUCUGUCUGUUUGCUGGGUUUGGCUUUUAUGCAAAGACCCAGUUAAGUACAGAGAACCCAAAAAACAAGCUGUAGUUUAAAUGCAAAAGUUAAAUAUCUUCAAAAUUUUGCUUAUUUCGCUUGUUCUAAAGUUUAAACACCUACGUUAAACUACGAGCACGUCUAACGGUCUGUGUCUAACGUUCGUGUAUUUAAUCAAUUUACACACAUACAUACAUGCAUACACAUAAAUAAUUAUAUGGAUAGUAAAAACAACCCUCUUUAGAUUAAAUCGUACUUUGUGAGUUUUGUUAUUUAUUGUCGGCAUUAUAGAGAUCUUAUCUAAUCUACACAAAUUAUUUGCUGUAAUGGAACCAUGUUCAAAAAUCAAAACUAAAUAAAGCAAACAAUUAUUCAAAACU
Molecule: messenger RNA, 5610 nt
Organism: Drosophila innubila
Lineage: Eukaryota; Metazoa; Arthropoda; Insecta; Diptera; Drosophilidae
Gene: Pde11
Product: dual 3',5'-cyclic-AMP and -GMP phosphodiesterase 11
Exons: 16
Coding region: 100-4365 (1421 amino acids)
Biological process (GO): signal transduction
Molecular function (GO): protein binding; 3',5'-cyclic-AMP phosphodiesterase activity; 3',5'-cyclic-GMP phosphodiesterase activity
Source: RefSeq, a predicted model, not a curated record